AUGAGUGGCGAAACGAUAUUCGAAGCACCAAGAAAAUAUAAUGUGUCACAAAUCCGAGUGCAUGAUUAUUUAUACGAUUCGGCGUAUAUCGUGUCUGGAGCUCGUGAUUAUGCAAGAACGGCGUUUAAAGCCGCCAUGGCGUCAGCGCAAGUGGUCAUCCAGCCAGUUUAUAAGACCAUGUUCUCCGAGCUACGCAAAUUCCCAAGAAUGAGAGUUGUGUAUCAUCCAAACUGUAGACUCCCUCAUCACGUAGACCGGUCGUAUGGUGCAUAUCUUCGUAAAGUGAGCGAAGCGAGAAAUGUGCCCCCACCACAUCUGACCGGGAAGGAUAGGUUCAAGUUUGGUGCUGUCCCAAAGAAGCUGCUUGCUGUACCAUGUGCGACACCGGAUUUUCAACCACCUACUCCUGCGUGCACAGUGGGACCAACGAGACCAAGGAACAGGGCGACGCAGAGUCUGUAUAGGGAAUCUUCAGCUCAAACGAUACCGUGGCAACCGGAAGCGAGACCGGCGGAAUCAUGCCAGGAAACACCGGAAGUUGUCUAUCUUGACAAUUUACAAUGGGGCCCGGGAAAGCCCUACCGAGUUGGGGAUUUGCCCGCCGACUUUCAUACCACGGAGAUUAUCAACAAAAUGCGUCAUGCCCGUAAAUGGACCCAGUUGAUUGAGAAAGGUCAGUUCCCGAGAUGGAUGAAACGCCAGGAUGCUAUCAUCACAGACAUCGAAACCAAGGAUUGGAUAUUCAGAGAGGCGGAAAUAGACGAACUGCAAGACAUCCGGCUGUCUCUCUUGCACAAGCAGCAAAGUGAGAAACGAGAGAGGCAGACAACACGUGUUGGUAAGAAGCUGGCGAAAUUAUGGGCGUGUAAGAAAGCUGAUAUGGAGAGGAAGAUUGAUCAUAUUCGCCUGACCAGAGAUAGAGAAAUGCGCAAACUCAAAGCCCUACAUAGUAUGGGCGGUCGGGCAGGUUUAGUCGAAGCAAAACGAGCAGCUCGGGGUGGAGGAGACCCGGUAGCAGCGGCUGUAGAUCCUACUUCCGAUUUGCGAGCACCCCGCGCCAGACACGGGUACCAGGCCAAGAGGAGGCACGCGGAAAUUGUCUAUGAUCCAAGAUUAUUGUCAUUAGAAGACCACCUUGCUGUUGCUGCUCCGCCAGCCUGGCUGGAGCAGUGUGGCCAAAACUUAGGUAGGACAUGUUCUGGUCAUCACCUGCCAAGAAACACGACCCAGCUCUGUGAAAGGGAGACCAAGUGGAGCGAAGAAUUCCUUGAAAGCCUUCACAAUGAUCUAAAGAAGGCUCGUCUCGGUGCUGUAUCUCACACUGCGGGUCCUCUGCGUGUGUUAAAACCACGUCGGGUUGUGGUAACCCCACGACCUCCCACUCCCGAAGUGGAGGAAGUGCCUGACGAUGACGAGAUAUCCCACCAAGCAGCCCUGACGCUGCAGAGGAUUAUCAGGGGACGGGCCGUGCAGAAUUUGAUGUAUGAAGGACGUACCAGGGCAGCAGAACUUACAGAGGAAUUGAAAACAACGCACGGUUUACAAAAAGAAGAUCGCGCAAGAAUUGCUAGAGAGGAAGCAAAAGCCAGGGAUCAUGACGCUUUGAGAACAGAGGCUGAAGCUAAGGAAGACGCAGUUACAGCAUUAGUUGAAGAGUUGUGUGGUGGGGCUGUAUCAGCUGCCUUGGACUUCCUAGAAAAGGAGUUGAGACGACUGAAGGAAGAGAGAAGACAUCAUGCUUUUAUACUUAUCGCAUUACGCGAAAAGUCAAUGCGCGAGGCGGCUGAAGCUGGUCGAAGGCAGAAGGAAGAACAGAGGAGAAGAGAGCACGAUGAAAUGUUCAAACAGAUACUUGGAGUUACACAAGAGACGGUAGACGUCUACCUACAAGAGAUACUGCAGCAGGGCGUGGAAUUGGCAGCACAAGAGGAUGCUUUGAAGAAAGUGAAGUCUGAUGCUGAUAAAGUCGAUUUAAGUUUGAAGGAACAUGCUUCCAUGUCAACGGCGGAACAGAACGAGUUGGUUGCAGAUUUGGUACAGCAAUUCCUUCUGCCCGAGAUCCAUAAGUCAGCCAGUCGGAUGCAGAUAGCCGCGGUGCAGAAUUCAAGGAUGAAUGCAGCCAGGCACAGCAUCUUUGGGAUCCUGGAUGAGGCUGAAGAUAGAAGAGAACUAUGUACCCAAUGUGGAGAGCCACUUGGUGAUGUUUGUCGAUGUCAAGUCUGCCCGAUCAAACAAGAACCUGUUGAGACUACUGCAAGGAAAGACCGCAGAUGGAGGUACACUAGAAGUGAGUAUGCCAUGGUUAUAAUGGUCAAUUCUAGAUUAUGGUCAGAUCACGUCUGCCGUGAUCAAGAAGUUAAGACACGCGAUGAACGCUACACUCCUGCGCAUGACAUUCGCUGUUGGCUCAACGAAUUACUAUUUGAUGUAAUAACAAGAUCGCGUGAACAUCGCGAAGAAGUGGCAAAUGUUACAUGGGAUGUGAACCAGCUGUUACGGGAGAAGGUGGAGAUAGACUUGGAGUCACGGGAGAUUAUUGAUGAAUGUAUAGCAGUGGCGACCGGAGCACUUCAAAAGCCAGUCAAGGUGUCAGAUUAUCGACAUUAUAUGAAGGUGAUUAUUGGGGAAGCCCUGGACAGGAGCGAGCCAUUCAGACCCAAAGACCUCUGUUCCAAGGAGCUGCCAUCAGAGAUCCGUCGUAAGGCUGAAGAGGAACGGGCGUUAGCUGAUCCAUCCUGCAAGUGUUAUGAUGAAGUGCCAACCACAUCAGUGCAAUUUGCAGCUGUACCAGAAGAGGAAUCGAACCUGCUGCCAUCAGCACUCCGAAUCCUGGAAGAGAUGAGGCGGUGCAAGUGUGACACAGUCUCGUCAACCAGUGCUACUGAAAGAAGUCCACUCACAGACUACGAUGACGUUGAUUAUACGAUGGAUCCCACUGAACAGUCAGACACACACUUUGAUGAAGAUUAA
This is a messenger RNA of Pieris macdunnoughi, 2970 nucleotides long. Lineage: Eukaryota; Metazoa; Arthropoda; Insecta; Lepidoptera; Pieridae. The record is from the annotation of a GenBank genome assembly.